This is a messenger RNA of Grosmannia clavigera kw1407, 1914 nucleotides long. RefSeq names its product ferric-chelate reductase. The transcript is spliced from 2 exons. Gene Ontology annotation, biological process: intracellular iron ion homeostasis; copper ion import; iron ion transport. Bases 1 to 1914 code for a protein of 637 amino acids. The record is from RefSeq and is a predicted model, not a curated record. Gene Ontology annotation, cellular component: plasma membrane. Gene Ontology annotation, molecular function: ferric-chelate reductase activity. Lineage: Eukaryota; Fungi; Ascomycota; Sordariomycetes; Ophiostomatales; Ophiostomataceae.
AUGAUGGACGACAUGAACAUGUCGAUGAGCUCGUGGCAGCCGACAAACAUGAGUCUGGCCCGGAUAUAUUGGUACAUCAUCGCCGGCAUCGUGGGAAUGCUAAUGGUUGUCCGUGGAGUCAACUACUACCAGAACUCUUUGAGACUACGCACGCUUGCAUCCAGCUCCCAGCAGUUCCCGACAAAGCCUGCCAAUGGCUUCCUGCAGGCGUGGGCAACUCUCACGGCAGUCGGCCGUGAGGUCAGCUACCCGCAGCUGUACGUCCCUGUGCGCUACCUUGGCUGGCUGACCCCCCCGCCAGCUGGCCGGGUCCUCAUCCUGCUCGUCUACUGGUCCGUCAUCAUCGGCUUCAUGACGGCCGGCUCCAUCGUCAAAGACGUCAACUUCUGGGAACGCAUCGGCUUCCGCAACGCCUGGGUCACGGUGACGCAGCUGCCACUCCUCUACCUGCUCGCCGGCAAGUCGUCUGUCAUCGGCACGCUGACCGGCUCGUCGCACGAGCGCCUCAACUGGCUGCAUCGCUGGGUCGCCCGGACGAUGUUCGUUACCGCCUCCGUCCACGGCUGGCACUUUUACUCGGAGUAUGCCAUCGCCGACAUGACCAACCUCUUCUUCGAGACCAUGCCCAUGGGCAAGUACGGCGUCGCCGCUUGGGCCCUGCUGCUCUGGGCUUUCAUCUCUGGUAUCGCACCGCUGCGCCACCUCUGCUACGAGUUUUUUGUCGUCCAGCACAUCGCCACCGCCGCCUUGCUUUUGUGGGUCGUCUAUGUCCACGUGCCCUCGUACGCCCGCUACAACGUCUGGUUUGCCAUCGCCGCCCUGUGCCUCGACCGGCUCGUCCGGCUCAUCCUGCUCGUGUGGCAGAACGUCAAGGCUCGGCCGAACCCGUCUCGCUGCAAGGGCGGACAGCGCAUCGGCCACCAGGCCCAGAUCCGUGCCGUCGGCGACGACAUCACCGUUGUCACCAUCAAAGAUGUCCACUUUCGCUGGGCCGCCGGCCAGCACGUCUAUCUUUGGAUGCCUACUCUCGCUCCCCUGGAGCAGCACCCUUACACCGUCGCCUGUGCCCACCAGCUACCCGGCACCUGCAUCUGCAACAGCAUCCAGCUCGUCGUCCGCAAGCACGCCGGCUUUUCCAAGCGGCUACACGACCGUGCUGCAGCGCUGCAGGCAUCCGAGAAGAAGACCACCUUCACCGCCUUUCUCACCGGCCCCUACGGCGCUCCGCCUCGGUCGGACAUCUACGAGACGCUCAUCUUGAUCUCCGCCUCGACCGGCGCAUCCUUCACCCUGCCCAUCCUCGAGAGCGUCCUGCAGGCAAGACAGGCCGUCUGCACCAAGCGCGUCGACUUUCUUCUGUCGGCCAAGAAGGGUGACGAGAUCGACUAUUACGUCCGCCGGCUGCACGAGCUGAUCGAGAUCGCAACGGGCGUGGGCAUCGAGCUCAGCGUGUACAUUGCCGUGACCAGCGACCCCAAUCACAAGUCGCGGCUGGCUGCUGAUGCUACACCCCAGGAGAGAGACCAACCCGUUGCUUACAGCAGUUCGGCAUCCUCAAGGGAAACAAGUCCGGGGUCGGAUGGAAACAGAAGCACCCCCGCAAAAGCAAAGCUGCUGCAGUCAACCGACAUUGAGAAGACAGCUAUGCAGUGCUGCACGAAACGGCAGCGCAACGUCAGAACGAUCAGCGCCGAAUCGCGUGUGUACCAGCUGGACAGCCGUCCUGACAUCGACGCCUUCAUCCGAGACGCAGUGGUGUCUACGGGCGGAGAAACGUCGGUGGUUGUGUGCGGCGGUAAGUCUCUGGUCGCAAAGACAAGAAACAGCGUUGCCCGGCUCUCGGACGAGCGCGCUGUGCACAAGGGAACGGGCGCCCAGGGGAUUCAUCUGCAUGUCGAGGAGUACGGGUUUUGA